UCCGGAGCCGCAGAACGCUCAGUCCUUUGCCACACGAGAGGCGCUCCCUCUGACGUCACAUCCGGCGCAGCAGCUGACCCUCCUCGGCGCUGCGUCGCGCUGCGUGACGCCACUUCCGGCGCCGAUGGCGGGGCGAUGGCGGCGGCGCACAGCGUGCGGGUGCUGCGGGAGCUGAACCGGCAGCGCGCGGCAGGGCAGUUCUGCGACGCCACGCUGGGCGUGGGCGGCCGCGAGUUCCGCGCCCACUGGCCGGUGCUCGCCAGCUGCUCGCGCUUCUUCCGCUCGCGCGGCCCCGGCGGCCCCGUGGCGCUGCCCGAGGCGCUGGCCGACACCUUCCAGCUGCUUCUCGACUUCUUCUACACCGGCCGCCUCGCGCUUACCGCGCACAACCGCGCCCGCCUGCUGGCCGCCGCCGAGCAGCUCGGCGUGCCCGACGCCGUGGCGCUCUGCAGGGCCUUCCGCCCCGCCCGCCCGCGACCGGGCACCGCCGAGCCGCCGCCGCCACGCCGCGACGGGGCCCCAGAGGUGGCAGGUGACGGGGGGCAGGCGGACGGUGGGGCCCUUCCUGGGAAGAAGGCCCUGAGGAGCAAAAAGAGCCCCUCCCCGGGGAAGGCGCCCGGGCCGCCGGGGAGCGGAAAGGGCACAGCAGCACCUGUCGAGUGCCCUACGUGUCAUAAAACCUUCCUCAGCAAAUAUUACCUUAAAGUGCACAACAGGAAACACACUGGAGAGAAGCCAUUCGAAUGUUCCAAAUGCGGCAAAUGUUAUUUUAGAAAAGAGAAUCUCCUGGAGCACGAAGCCAGGAACUGCAUGAGCCGAUCCGAGCAGGUGUUCAGCUGCUCGGUCUGCCAGGAGGGGUUCAAGAGGCGUGUGGAGCUACGGCUGCACAUGGUGUCACACACCGGGGAGAUGCCCUACAAGUGCUCCUCCUGCGCCCAGCAGUUCAUGCAGAAGAAGGACCUGCAGAGCCACAUGAUAAAGCUGCACGGUGCACCAAAGCCCCACGCGUGCUCAACGUGUUCCAAGUGCUUCCUGUCCCGGACCGAGCUGCGCCUGCACGAGGCCUUCAAGCACCGGGGAGAGAAGCUGUUUGUCUGCGAGGAGUGCGGGCACAGGGCGUCGAGUCGCAACGGCCUGCAGAUGCACAUCAAGGCCAAGCACAGGAACGAGCGCCCCUACGUCUGCGAGUUCUGCCACCACGCCUUCACUCAGAAAGCCAACCUCAACAUGCACCUGCGCACGCACACCGGCGAGAAGCCCUUCCAGUGCCACCUCUGCGGCAAGACCUUCCGCACGCAAGCGAGCCUGGAUAAGCACAACCGGACGCACACCGGGGAGCGCCCCUUCAGCUGCGAGUUCUGUGAGCAACGCUUCACGGAGAAGGGGCCGCUGCUGAGGCACAUCGCCAGCCGGCACCAGGAGGGACGGCCGCACUUCUGCCAGAUCUGCGGGAAAACCUUCAAAGCCGUUGAGCAGCUGCGUGUCCAUGUCCGCCGGCACAAGGGCGUGAGGAAGUUUGAGUGCACCGAGUGUGGCUACAAGUUCACGCGGCAGGCUCACUUGAGGCGCCACAUGGAGAUUCACGACCGGGUGGAAAACUACAGCCCGCGGCAGCGGAAGCUACGGAAUCUAGUCAUCGAGGACGAGAAGGCGGUGGUGGUGGCCCUGCAGCCGCCCCCGGAGCUGGAGGUGGGCUCGGCUGAGGUGAUUGUGGCGUCCCUGGCCCGUGGCUCCCUGCCCGAGCAGAUUCCCGUGCAGAGACUCUGCUCCAACGAGAGUUUCUCCACGGACAUGAUCGAGCAGUCACUCAUCAUCACCACGACGAUUCCCUAAGACUGAGAAAAGGCACGAGCGCCCGCACCUCCCUCCUACCAACCCACAGCACCGCGCUAGGCUCCUCUUGCCACACUGCUGCUUCCCGGGUGUUGUGCAUCCGCCCCUUCCCCUCCAGGCUCCCACCCUGGGCUGCAGGGGAAGAGUUGCAGCGACGUUAGCACCGGGUCUCUAACGAAAUGACCGUGAAGUUACGCAGAAUGGCUGCUCAAAUAACCUUGUGCGUGCUGUGCGAUGCGGACGCGGCCGGUGGCACCCUGUGUCCCGCUCUGAAUUGCUUUUUAACGAGCGUUGAGUGCGAGCUGGCGCGGUUCCCCUUCCCUCCAGCGCUCUCGCCUGGCACCAGCGGUUCUGCCUCUGGAUCUGAACACCAUUAAAUCUCCCCUUUCCUUAAUGCUUUCCUGUGCCUUAUUUCUUCUUUAGUUGUUGAGCUUCUGCUAAUUGCUGCAGUGGGGUACGACCCACAUCUCUGCCCCACUGAGCCAUUUUAACCAUUACUUCACUUGAACCGGGUUAUUGGCAAGGAGCUGGAUGAAACUCCAGGCUCCUGCGUCCAGGUGUGGGGAUUUGUGUCUGAAACAAGGGGUCCUGAGUGUUCCCAGGGUGGGGGAAGAUGAUGGAGGGCACCCAUGUACCCCAAACCCACCGCUGCGCUCUCUCCCUUUCCCUUCUUCCUCACGGAGAAGGCAGAGUCUCCGCCCGGGCUCCGCAGUGACCCCUCGGACGCGCCGGAGGUGCAUGGCACACCCUUUAUUUGAAUUGACUGCUGCAAGUAAAUUUAAAAACAAACCAUGAGAAUAAAAAUACACGAUCUGUAAAUGCCGCAGGCCUUUGUUUCAAAGGACGGUGCUGGAACUGUACUCAGGGAUGUGGACAAUGAGGAAUUCUCCAAAAAAAUAAAUACUGAUCUAUAGCUGAGCCGAUUCCGGCUGGGGAAUGGGGCGAUGAUGGGCAGCGAGCACCCACGAGAGCCCAGCACAGACACCUGCGGCAGCCGCGUGGCACGUGCCGUCCUUCCCAGGCACCACACGAGACUCCCAAGGACAGAGGAGCCGCCCUGAAUCGCGGCCCCUGCCCCACUCCUCUGCCCACGGGGGUCCCG
Messenger RNA from Cuculus canorus (common cuckoo), 2935 nucleotides. RefSeq names its product zinc finger and BTB domain containing 48 (gene ZBTB48). Gene Ontology annotation, biological process: regulation of transcription by RNA polymerase II. NCBI's taxonomy places the organism in Eukaryota, Metazoa, Chordata, Aves, Cuculiformes, Cuculidae. The record is from RefSeq and is a predicted model, not a curated record. Gene Ontology annotation, cellular component: nucleus. The coding region runs from base 136 to 1833 and encodes 565 amino acids. Gene Ontology annotation, molecular function: RNA polymerase II cis-regulatory region sequence-specific DNA binding; DNA-binding transcription factor activity, RNA polymerase II-specific; protein binding. The transcript has 10 exons.